This is a messenger RNA of Salvia hispanica, 1545 nucleotides long. The record is from RefSeq and is a predicted model, not a curated record. NCBI's taxonomy places the organism in Eukaryota, Viridiplantae, Streptophyta, Magnoliopsida, Lamiales, Lamiaceae.
AUGGUCGAUAGAAAGAGCAAUGCAACAACUCUGGGCGCGGCCCUCGUGGUGGCGUGCCUGGCCGCAGCCGUGGCUGCCAACGACGAGAAGAAACAAGCCUUAAUGGCCAAUAUAUGCGAAGACACGGGCAUGGGAGACAGUUGCAACGAAGGAGACAUCAAAGAGGCUAAGGAGGCUAUUAAGAAAGCAUUUGACGCGGCGGUGGAGGAGCUGAAGAUGGAGAUAAAAAACGCGACUAUGUAUAAGGAGUUGGAGAAGGACUACAUGACGAGGCAGGCGCUCGACAAGUGCGAGCGUGUGCUUGCCAGCGCCAUCGAUGAAAUCUAUACGUCGUUCGAGAAAAUUAGCCAGUAUGAGACCGGGCACAAUAUGGAUUAUGUCCUUGGUGAGAUCAAGAUAUGGCUGAGUGGUGCUAUUGGUGACAAAGAGACAUGCUUUGAUUCUUUCGCCAAGACUAAAAGUGAGUCUAAUGCAAAGGAAAAGGUGAGGGAAAUGCUGAAAACCAGCGGGAGGUUACUGACAAAGAGUUUGGCGAUGGUGAUCGAAUUCGAAAAGAAUUACGAAUCAGUGAAAAAAGAUUUGGGGGAACUGGUGAACAGCGUCAAGACGCCACGGCAGCUCCUCGACGAUGAAAACAUUCCUGAUUACGUCAGUGGCCAAGGAAGGAAGCUUGUUGAGAACCCUAAGAUUGCGUUGAAGCCUAACGUGGUGGUGGCGCAAGACGGCAGCGGCAAUUUCAAGACGUUCACCGAGGCCGUUCAGACUGUCCCUAAACAAAGUAGUGUGCCGUAUGUGAUUCUGGUAAAGGAAGGUCUAUACAUGGAGUAUGUGAUGAUACCCAAAAUGACCGAUAAUGUAGUUUUGAUCGGAGAGGGCCCAUUAAAAACCAUAAUUAGUGGCAACAAGAGUUUCGCAGAAGGUUUUCGGACCGGUGACACCUCAACUCUAACCGUUGAAGGGCGACUCUUCACUGCCAAGGACAUCGGGGUUGAGAACACGAGGGGGCCCGAAGGCCAGUUUUUCCGGGAGUGUCGCAUUAGUCGCACUGUGGACUUCAUCUUCGGCAACGCCGUCACGGCACUACAGAAGUGCGUUAUGGUGGUACGGAAGCCCAUGCCCCGCCAGACAUGCGAAGUGACGGUGCAGGGGCGCGAGGAGAAAAAUGUGACCGGGAUUACCAUCAUCCAAGGAUGCAACAUCACAGCAGAGGAUGCAUUCCUGAAUGCGCAGCCACCAAUAGCGGCUUACCUAGGGCGGCCGUGGAAGACAAUGUCGCGGACAAUCAUCAUGCAAACCACAAUCGAGGGGUUCAUUUCGCCCGAUGGGUGGCAGCCGUGGGACGGGACCCUCGGGUUGUCUACCCUCUUCUACGCCGAGUAUAAAAAUUAUGGGCCCGGGGCGGACACCUCCAAACGGGUCGAUUGGGCGGGUAUACAACACUUUGCAGAUGAUGAGGCAGCCAAGCCAUGGACUCCCCUUGUACAUUUUCUUAUUGAUGAUUGGAUCAGAGACACUGGAGUUCCUUUUGAUCCGGUAUUCAUGUGA